ACUCCUAUUUGAUUCUUUCAGCUGCCGCACGACUGGACGACCAGGACACCAAAAUGAGUGCCCAAAAGUCUCCUGCAGAACUGAAGAGCAUUUUUGAAAAAUAUGCAGCCAAAGAAGGGGAUCCAAACCAGCUGUCGAAGGAGGAGCUGAAGCAACUGAUUCAGGCUGAAUUCCCCAGUUUACUGAAAGGUCCGAGAACCCUAGAUGACCUCUUUCAGGAACUGGACAAGAAUGGAGAUGGAGAAGUUAGUUUUGAAGAAUUCCAGGUGUUAGUGAAAAAGAUAUCCCAGUGAAGGAAAAACACGCAACAGUCCCAUUUUAAGGACUGGAAGGGAUGCGGCCCUGCUCUGUACAAAACCACCCAUGUCUCUGCUGAAUUCUCGGUGAUUCUAAUGAUCCAGCAGUGAGGUCUAAUUAAUAAAGAACUCCUUAGACACGUC
Molecule: messenger RNA, 440 nt
Organism: Sus scrofa (pig)
Lineage: Eukaryota; Metazoa; Chordata; Mammalia; Artiodactyla; Suidae
Gene: S100G
Product: S100 calcium binding protein G
Cellular component (GO): cytoplasm
Molecular function (GO): calcium ion binding; calcium-dependent protein binding; transition metal ion binding
Source: RefSeq, marked provisional